Molecule: messenger RNA, 2160 nt
Organism: Dendronephthya gigantea
Lineage: Eukaryota; Metazoa; Cnidaria; Anthozoa; Malacalcyonacea; Nephtheidae
Product: potassium voltage-gated channel subfamily C member 1-like
Exons: 2
Coding region: 118-1563 (481 amino acids)
Biological process (GO): potassium ion transmembrane transport; protein homooligomerization
Cellular component (GO): voltage-gated potassium channel complex; membrane
Molecular function (GO): delayed rectifier potassium channel activity; protein binding
Source: RefSeq, a predicted model, not a curated record
ACGCCAAUAAAAGUUUUGAUGUUGGUUUAAUUAGAUAAACAAAUUGUUUUCAGACAGGAUUAAUUAAUGAAGCGAUUGUUUUGAACUAUCAGCAGAAAUACAGCAGCUUAACACAGUAUGGCGGCAACUGGUAGAAGACGAAGUGUUAAAGGCUAUUCCACGAAUACAAUGGCACUGAGUCAACGAGUUGUGAUAAACGUUGGCGGUCAACGUUUUCAGACGUAUUUUGGCACACUCACUGCUAUAGAACAUACACGGUUAUGUUGGUUGGCCCAGAAACAUCCAUUCUCGCCCGAGUACGAUCACGCAAAUAAAGAAUAUUUCUUUGAUCGUAAUUCUGUGAUAUUCAACGAAGUGUUAAAUUAUUACCGCACGGGACAACUCCACUGCCCAACUCAUAUUUGUGCCUCGCAGUUUGCGGAGGAGCUGGCCUUUUGGGGAAUCAAUACACACAACAUGGAGUCGUGUUGUUGGGUACACUACAAGAAUCAAAUAAAAAAUGAAAAGUCUUUACAGUCGUGUGCUAAGGAAAAACAAGAAAAUACAGAAUCAGCAGUAAUUGACGUCCAUCAAAGAAGUUCGCAAGCUUCAACUGAAGCUUGUGUUGAUAAAGUUGCUGUUAUGUGGAAGAAGUACAAGAAAAUAGCUUGGACAGUUUUGGAAAAGCCGAACUCAACAACCGCAUCGAAGGUUUUCGCAGUGUUUUCUAGUAUCUUCAUCAUGUUAAUGUUGCUACAGUUUUGUCUGCGUAGCUUGCCUCGAUUUCUUGACGACGUGGCCAGUGUGUACAUACUCGACAAAAUCUUUGAAAUAUCUUCUCUUUAUUUCACACUAGAAUUUCUCGUUCGAGUCCUCUUUUGUCCCAGUAAAAUUAAAUUCCUCAAAUCGUUUAUGAACUGGAUAGACUUUGUAACACUACUUCCGUAUUUUUUAAGUUUCUUAUUAGAAGAUACAAGAACAGUUUGGCUUAUCCCGCUCAAAACAAUUCGUUUAUAUCGACUGUUUAGUCUUUCAAUAUCAUUUCAAAUUAUGCUCAAGGCAAUUCUGGCAAGUGUCAAUGAGCUUAUUCUUGGCUUAGGAACUAUAAUUAUUCCAGUGAUCAUGUUCUCGUGUUUUAUCUACCUUGCUGAAAGAGAUGCGAAUUCGGAGAUGUUCGGCAAUGCUCCGGAAUCAUUUUGGUGGGCUAUCGUAACCAUGACAACAUUAGGUUAUGGAGAUAAGGUUCCAGUCACCGGACUAGGCAAGUUGAUUGGGGUCACCUGUGCACUAUGCGGUGUUGUUAUCAUAGCGCUGCCGAUAUCUGUUGUGGGAAAUAAUUUUUAUUUUCUCUACACUCAAGCUCGUACCCGAAAAAAGAAACCUUCGAAAGAAACUAUCGCCUCAGCCGUAGCACAUAUACCAUUGAUUAACCUUAGAGUGUUAGGAUCAGCCGCUGAUGCUAGUGAUAGCGGGCCUCAGAAUGAGAAUGACGUAGAUGAUGACGAUGAUGAAGAUAUUGUGUUUCGUGACGUAUCAAGGAAUAGUUUGCCUAAAACUCGACGCAAGCUUGUUACAAUCUCAUAAUAACGACCGCUUUGCCUCCCGACCACUUGGCAAGAACGUAUGCCAUUGAAACAAAGAAAUAAGUUACGAUAUUUUCAAAAAAUCUUGAUCAAACGAGAACAGAAGUCCAUUGCAAGUUGGCAGGAACAUUUUCUCAAUCUGACGAGCUCAACUUCCCAAUUGUAUUUGAAGUCGAUACGACUUUGAGAGUGGCCGAACUGAACUCCGAAGUUUCGUCCAGUCAAACAAAACUGUUCAAAUUUCAGGUGUCUAAACUUGUCUUGUGUAAACGGAGUCCACAGCACCAGAGCAUUCAUAAUCAUCGAUCGUUCCUUUACAUGCCCAUGCCACCGUUUAAAUACUAUUUCACUAUCUUAGGCCGACAAUGGCUGUUUUAGACCUCCAGAUCGAGUAAGCUGUAAGCCUGACUUCGCCACAUUUGACGUUAGAAAUCCUGGGGGACAUUUCUCGGAAAGGAAUGCGAAUAAGGACUGUAAAAAUAUUAAAGCCGUGAUUAUAUACAUGCAUGCAUGUGCAAAAUUUGAAUAAAAAGGUUGCAUGUGCGUUACAAAGCUUUAAUUGCUAAUAAAAAAACUUUAAGUAUACUUUAGGAAUAGU